This is a messenger RNA of Aspergillus nidulans FGSC A4, 3365 nucleotides long. RefSeq names its product glycine decarboxylase subunit P. NCBI's taxonomy places the organism in Eukaryota, Fungi, Ascomycota, Eurotiomycetes, Eurotiales, Aspergillaceae. The coding region runs from base 115 to 3291 and encodes 1058 amino acids. Gene Ontology annotation, biological process: glycine metabolic process; glycine catabolic process. Gene Ontology annotation, molecular function: glycine dehydrogenase (decarboxylating) activity. Gene Ontology annotation, cellular component: mitochondrion. The transcript is spliced from 2 exons. The record is from RefSeq and is a predicted model, not a curated record.
GGCAUUUCAUCCGUCAUCUGUAUCUUCCUGAAUUGCUUGUGUUUUUGCCGCUUAUGCUGUUACGAUAAGACCUAGAAUCAUCCCUACAUCGACUCGAUACCACUGACGGCGAGGAUGGCCGCGUCCUUGUGCCUGCGUGGCUCUCGCCAGCUCGCUCUGCGCUCUCAAUUGCGCUCAAUUCACCCCUCCAUCACGCGCAGCAGACUCCUCCCAACAUACCGUGCCGUGCACAGCUCAUCACAACAAUCGCACUCCGCUAGGCGCCCCAUCUACACUAGCUCAGUGGCGGACCACGGAGUCCCUCAUCCUCGCGAUGUUUUUCAGCCCGUAGAUACGUUUCCUCGGCGCCACAUUGGCCCUUCGCCAGAAGCCGCUGAGGAGAUGCUCGCCGUUCUUGACCCUCCGGUCAAAUCUCUCGACGAGUUCGUCAAACAGGUGCUCCCGGCUGAUAUCCUCUCGAAGAAGGAUCUGGCCGUCACGGCUCCAAGCGCCGACAAUGGCCUGCCGCGGAGCAGUGUUCAUGGUGGAUUGGGAGAGACGGACAUGCUGAAGUUGUUGGACAAAUACCGGGAACAGAUUGACGUCAGCGGGAAGACAUACAUUGGUGCUGGGUACUACCCCACAAUUGUGCCUCCAGUGAUCCUCCGAAACAUCCUCGAGAACCCGGCGUGGUAUACUAGCUACACUCCUUACCAACCGGAGAUCAGUCAGGGGCGUCUGGAGUCGCUCUUGAACUUCCAGACCUUGACCGCGGAUUUGACCGGGCUCCCGUUCGCCAAUGCCUCAGUUUUGGACGAGGCCACUGCGGCGGCCGAGGCCAUGACCAUGUCGUUGGCCACCCAGCCCCUUGCGAAGCAGAAGAAGGCCGGUAAGACCUACGUUGUCUCUCAUCUGUGCCACCCUCAGACCGUUGCGGUGAUGCGCUCGCGUGCGGAAGGAUUUGGGAUCAACCUAGUCAUUGGGGACAUUCUGGCCGACGACUUCAAGAUCGUUAAGGACCAAGGGGAUAACCUGAUCGGUGUUCUGGCACAGUAUCCUGACACCGAGGGUGGAAUCUACGAUUUCCAGGGCUUGAGCGAUGCCAUUCACACUGCUGGCGGUACCUUUAGCGUGGCCACCGACCUGCUCGCUUUGACCGUCCUGAAAGCGCCCGGCGAGUUCGGCGCCGACAUUGCUUUUGGUAACGCUCAGCGAUUUGGUGUUCCUAUGGGCUACGGUGGUCCUCAUGCCGCCUUCUUUGCCUGCGCUGACAAAUACAAGCGCAAGGUUCCCGGCCGUGUUGUCGGUGUGUCCAAGGACCGGCUCGGUAACCGUGCGCUAAGACUGGCGCUCCAAACCCGAGAGCAGCACAUUCGUCGCGAAAAGGCAACCAGCAACAUCUGUACGGCUCAGGCCCUCCUUGCCAACAUGAGUGCCAUGUACGCUGUUUACCACGGCCCUUCUGGGCUGAAGACCAUCGCCCAGCGCAUCAUGUCGAUGACUGCCGCUUUGCGGGAGAGACUUGCGGCUUUGGGCUACAACGUCCCUGCCAAGUCCAACGUCUCUGACGGUGCUGCGGUUUUCGAUACUAUCACGAUCGAAUUCUCGAACAGUGAAGAGGCCGAUGCUAUUAUUGCUGCUGCCCGUCAGAACUCGAUCUUCCUCCGGCGCGUCUCUGCUACCAAGGUCGGAAUCUCUCUCGAUGAGACUGCUGGCCGCGAAGAGCUCAAGGCCAUUCUGCAGGUCUUUUCCGCUCACGCCAAAGCCGAGGCUGCUCUUGACCAGGAACUCGGCCUUGCUUCUAUCCCAGCGAGCCUGGAGCGUACUUCCGCCUACCUCACCCACCCCGUCUUCAACACCCAUCACUCGGAAACGGAGAUGCUGCGGUACAUCCGCCACCUGGAGUCCAAGGACUUGUCUCUCGCCCACUCUAUGAUCCCUCUUGGCUCCUGCACUAUGAAGCUUAACGCUACGACCGAGAUGAUUCCUGUCUCAUGGCCCGAGUUCUCGCAGAUGCACCCGUUCCUUCCUGCAGAUGUCGCCAAAGGAUACACCCAGAUGAUUGAUGACUUGGAGCAGCAGUUGGCCGACAUCACUGGAAUGGCCGAGGUUACGGUCCAGCCGAACUCUGGCGCCCAGGGCGAAUUCGCAGGUCUGCGUGUUAUCAAGAAGUACCAGGAAGCGACCGGCAGUUCUAAGCGCAAUAUCUGUCUGAUCCCGGUUUCUGCGCACGGUACUAAUCCUGCUAGUGCCGCUAUGGCAGGUAUGAAGGUUGUAACGAUCAAGUGUGACACCAAGACGGGCAAUCUUGAUCUGGACGAUCUGAAAGCCAAGUGCGAGAAGCAUAAAGAUGAGCUAGCUGCUAUCAUGAUUACCUACCCCAGCACAUUCGGAGUGUACGAGCCCGGCGUCAAGAAGGCUUGCGACCUUGUGCACCAGUAUGGUGGCCAGGUGUAUAUGGACGGUGCCAACAUGAACGCUCAGAUUGGCCUCUGCUCUCCGGGCGAAAUUGGUGCCGAUGUCUGCCAUCUGAACCUGCACAAGACUUUCUGCAUUCCCCACGGCGGCGGUGGCCCCGGUGUUGGUCCUAUUGGUGUUGCAGAGCAUCUUCGUCCCUACCUUCCCUCUCACCCCAACAGCGAAUACCUCCAGUCCAAACGAACUGAGAAAUCCUCGCCGCCGAUCAGCGCUGCGCCUUGGGGUAGCGCCAGUAUCCUUCCUAUCACCUUCAACUACAUUAACAUGAUGGGCUCCAAAGGCUUGACCCACGCCACUAAGAUCACCCUCCUCAACGCUAACUACAUCCUGUCACGCCUCAAAGACCACUACCCCAUCCUCUACACCAACGACAACGGCCGCUGUGCGCACGAGUUCAUCCUCGACGUCCGCAAGUUCAAGGACACCUGCGGUAUUGAAGCCAUUGAUAUCGCCAAGCGUCUACAGGACUAUGGCUUCCACGCCCCGACCAUGUCCUGGCCGGUGGCAAACACUCUCAUGAUCGAGCCCACGGAGUCGGAGAACAAGGCCGAGCUCGACCGCUUCUGCGAUGCUCUCAUCUCGAUCCGCAAGGAGAUCGCCGCCGUGGAGAGCGGUGAGCAGCCGCGUGAUGGCAACGUCCUCCGAAUGGCGCCUCACACCCAGCGCGACCUCUUGGCGACAGAGUGGGAUCGCCCGUACACCCGCGAGCAGGCGGCCUACCCUCUUCCUUACCUUCUCGAGAAGAAGUUCUGGCCCUCCGUGACGCGAGUCGAUGAUGCCCACGGAGACCAGAAUUUGUUCUGUACAUGCCCGCCGGUGGAGGACAGUGAAUAAUUAUGAUACCCAUGUAGAGUUUUGACGUUUAUACACUUUCAACAUCCGGGGUGGCUGUUGUGGCAUUGCGAGAU